Molecule: messenger RNA, 534 nt
Organism: Erigeron canadensis
Lineage: Eukaryota; Viridiplantae; Streptophyta; Magnoliopsida; Asterales; Asteraceae
Exons: 1
Coding region: 1-534 (177 amino acids)
Source: RefSeq, a predicted model, not a curated record
AUGAUCAAUAAGCUCAAGUCUUUGUACGAAAAGCAAGCUGGAGUGGAGUUGUUUGACCUAGUUUACACGCUUCAUUACUUGCGACACGAGCAAGGAACACCGUUUAGUCCUCAUAUACUCAAGAUGAAGAGGUAUUUGGAGCAAUUGGAAAGGUUGAAUUAUGCUUAUCCUCAGCCUAUUGCUAUUGGCAUGAUUCUCAAGUCUUUAUCUAAGGACUUUGAGGAAUUUGUGCGCAAUUACAAUAUGCAUAGCAUGAAUAAAACCAUUGCUGAACUUCAUGCCAUGGCGAAUGAGUAUGAAAAGAAGCUUCCAAAGAAGUCCGCUACACCCCAAGUUCUCAUGGUAAAGGGGGAUAGGAUCCAGAAAGGGAAACAAUUGAAAGCUAAGGCAAGAAUGAAGGUAAAGGAAAGCAAGUUGCUACCCCUAAACCUAAGAAGACCCCUCCAGCGAACAAGGAACAUCCGGCUAAAGACCAGACUUGCUAUCACUGCAAUGAAGUGGGACACUGGAAAAGGAAUUGUUCUAAAUAUCUAG